AUGAAAGAAAACAGUUUUCUCCUUAGCAGCAGAGAUUUAGUCCAAGAACAUUCUGUCCGUGAGUGUCUGACUGGCUCCACAAUAAUGCAGAAUUACAGGAGUAAGAUGGCCAAGAACAUGCUGAGUCUCACCUUGGAGAUCAUCUGCCUGCUGACUGGAGAGGUGAGAGAUUCUCGGAUUGUCACAGUAACAUCACUGCCAUCAGACACUGCAUCAUUGCCAAUAAUAUUGAACAUAUUUGGACAAAUGUCUUUUUGUGGUAGUGAAGUUAGGAAAAAAAAAAAAAAAAAACUAUGUGGAGAGGAAAUAUUUGUGCACAUGGAAACCCAGCCCCUUCCCCCAACAAUAAUUGCAGCUCAUUCUAACCCCAGUUAAUCUUCAGCUGUUUGGUAUAAGGGUUGGAAUAGUUUGGACAUACUAUUUAUUUUUUGUACAUCUCUUUGGACAUACUAUUUAAACCCCAUGCACUGCAUCACAAGAGCACACAACUAUCUAUAUUGAUAACAACUUUCUAUAAUGUGUUUCUGUGCUGCCAUUUUAUGUCCUAUCUACAUGAGCACCAUCAUUAGACUUUUCUUAAUGGGGACUAUACCAUCUCCAUUUUGUACCUUGGCCAUAGAGGAACCCAGGUAAAUAUGAGUCAUGCUUUCUACAAGUGAGUUCUUUUUAAAAUGUAUACCAAGUAGCCCAGUUGUACACCAUUUAAACAAUUUACUUUCUUUCCACUGCUUCACAAAUGCUAAGUGAGAUAUUCAGUGUCCAAGACCUUAUUCUUUAGAGCAGGGGUAGUCAACCUUUUAAUACCUAUUGCCCACUUUUGUAUCUAUGUUCAUGGUAAGAUUUCCUUACCGCCUACCAGUGCCACAGAAGCGAAUUUUAUAGCACAAGUGUACUUAAAAUGAUUUUUUUUAAUUUAUUUUUUCUAUUUUCUAUUAUACUUUUUCUUAUGUGUGUCUGUGAGGUGCUGUGAAGGGUGUAGUGUUUGUGUAAGGGACAGUGUGUGUGAGGGGUGCCGUAUGUGUGUGAGGCUGCAGUGUUUGUGUGUGUGUGUAAAAGGUGCAGUGUGUGUCUCCCCCUCCCUUCUUACCCUUUACCAGGGUGUGGGGGACAUAAUGCUGCAAGCCCUGGUUGCAUGAUCACUUUAGCCUGCAGCUCCUCCGGCUGCAGGCCGACUCUCCUGUCCUCCUGCAAGCACACCACUGUAUCAGAACGUUUCAUGGCAACGCUCUGGACAGCCUGCUCACGGGAGGAACUCAGAGCCUCCCAGGCCAUUCCCUCUCUCUGCUGAAUAGAAGUACCAGCAAGCCGGUGAGGGAGAGCUUUGAUCUCCUCACCAGCCCGAUAGGGCUUACAGCAAGGCUGGCUUAGCUUGGGCCGGCAAGGGAGAUUAAAGGAUCUCCACUGCUGGCCUUGGCAUUUUCUUUAGAACCCACCACCGCCCACAUAAAAUCCCAAACCGCCCACUAGUGGGCAGUAGGGACCAGGUUGACUACCCCUGCUUUAGAGAGAUCACAACAGGUCAAAAAUGUAAGUGUUGAACCUUACAAACAUAUUUGCACUAAGUUUACACAACUAUAUAAUAUAUUAUUUUCUUGUUAAGUUUCUUUCAGUCUAUAAUGAAUUGCAUUAUUGCUAUAUUACAUCUCAAUGAGCACUAAAUAUUCCAAGUUUAAUGAUCCUCAUUUUAAUUUAUUUAUAUAGGAUUAUAUGAUUGUGAAGAAGUAUGGUGAGCAUGUCACACACAACAGUCCCAAUAUUUUAGAAGGAUCCUGCAGGACCCAGAGUCCCAACAUGGUGCCUCCAUCUUCCUCACUGAUACGUGAGAGGAACAAUGAGAAGAAGAUCCUGGAACUGUCCAAUCAGAUCAUACAGCUGCUGACUGGAGAGGUGAGGCUGCUGGGAAUGGGACAUUAUACAGUAAAACCAAGGGAUGUGUCUGGAUGGUGACUGUAUCAUUGUGUGUGUCAGGUUUCUAUGUGGUGUGAGGAUGUCACGGUCCAUCUCUCCAUGGAGGAGUGGGAGUAUCUAGGAGGACACCUAGAUCAUUACAAGGAUGUGAUAGGUAGGAUGAUUGUGUAUUGUUAA
This is a messenger RNA of Pelobates cultripes (western spadefoot toad), 2085 nucleotides long. The record is from the annotation of a GenBank genome assembly. NCBI's taxonomy places the organism in Eukaryota, Metazoa, Chordata, Amphibia, Anura, Pelobatidae.